GGAGCGCAGAGCGCGGUAGCUGUCAGAUAGUGCAGAGAGAGGGAGGGAGAGAGAAAGAGAGAUAGAGUGAACACCCACCCAGGCUUCCUCGGCUCUUUAUAUCAAACCUCCGUCACUCGGCGCCUCCUAAAAGGCACUUCUCCGCUCCACCGGCCGUCUCGCUGUUGGGCGGACCUGCACUUUUUUUACGCACAUUCAGCCCGAACUAACCGCGAAUCUUCGGAGUUCAUUAACAAGAAGAAGCGAGAGACAGGGGAGAGACAUGGCCACGACAACCUGUACGCGAUUCACAGAUGAAUAUCAGCUGUACGAGGAGCUGGGGAAGGGAGCAUUUUCAGUGGUGCGCAGAUGUGUUAAGCUGUGCACAGGACAGGAGUAUGCUGCUAAAAUAAUCAACACCAAAAAGUUAUCUGCAAGAGAUCACCAGAAGCUGGAGCGAGAGGCUCGUAUUUGUCGUCUGUUGAAACACCCCAACAUCGUUCGUCUUCAUGACAGUAUAUCAGAGGAGGGCUUCCACUACCUCCUGUUUGACUU
Messenger RNA from Haplochromis burtoni (Burton's mouthbrooder), 534 nucleotides. Its product is annotated as calcium/calmodulin-dependent protein kinase type II subunit beta-like. Gene Ontology annotation, molecular function: ATP binding; calmodulin binding; calcium/calmodulin-dependent protein kinase activity. Gene Ontology annotation, biological process: protein phosphorylation. Gene Ontology annotation, cellular component: neuron projection; cytoplasm. The record is from RefSeq and is a predicted model, not a curated record. NCBI's taxonomy places the organism in Eukaryota, Metazoa, Chordata, Actinopteri, Cichliformes, Cichlidae.